This is a messenger RNA of Strigops habroptila (Kakapo), 915 nucleotides long. RefSeq names its product chromosome 1 C18orf21 homolog (gene RMP24). The transcript is spliced from 5 exons. The record is from RefSeq and is a predicted model, not a curated record. The coding region runs from base 250 to 876 and encodes 208 amino acids. NCBI's taxonomy places the organism in Eukaryota, Metazoa, Chordata, Aves, Psittaciformes, Psittacidae.
CGGCCGCGGCGGAGGAGAGGCGCUGCCCCGCCGUGCCGUGCCGUGCCGUGCCGUGCCGCGGGGGGACAGCCCGGCCCCCUUCCCUGCCUCCGCAUCCCCCCCUGCCAGGGUGGGCUUCGGGGCUGCUGGUGGGAGUGGUGUGCUAGGCAGCGGGGUCCGGGCCAUCCCCUCUGCGUUUGGAGGGGGGUGCUGGAGUGCGGCUCUGGCAGCAGGAGGUAGUGAGCAGGCAGAGAGCUUUAUGAGGCUUUGAUGUCACUGAUUUGGCAGAAGAGUGUGCCUGCAUGGACCUCCUUGCGGAAUUAUAAGGAACAUGGAUUAGAAAGGGUAUGUCCUUACUGCUUCCAGUUCCUGGUUCCUGAUAGCCACCGGGUGCGUCUCAAACCAAAGAUGAAAGUGACUCCACAGAUAGAGAAGAUUCUGAGACGAGAGGCGAAAAACCGCAAACUUAAUAUGAAACAGACAAAGCUUCUAAAAAAGUACAGGGAGUCAAGAAGUGUUCUGCUGGUUACUUGCAAAUCGUGCAACAAAACAACAAGACAUUAUGGUAAAAGCAGGGAUUUUCUGGCUACCAUGACACAAAAUUCUGGCACUCCAAGUAUUAAAUCUACCCUGAGGACACCAGAUGUAAAAACUCAGUCUGCAAACAAAGUGACACCUCUAAGCUGCAGUAGGUUGGGACCUAAAGGGAACAGUCCCUCAUCAUUUCCCAGAACACGUGUAUCAGGGCAGGCAACAACCAGCUCUGCUUCCAGCUCUGCUUCCAAGACUCCCCGAAACUCCAAAUUUCACUUUUCUAAACUGAAACGGAUGCUUGACCUAGAAGAAAAAGAGAAAAGCCAGAAGGCAGAUUUGAAAACCUUUUUGACUUUACUUUAGUUACACGUUAUUUCAAAGUAAUAAAGAUUACAGCAAUAA